UGCCGCCCGAACCGUUCUCAAUCCAUUUACUCUUAGCUCCCGCACCAUGCCAUCGCCCCUUUUGUUGUCUCCUGCUAAGAAUAUGAAGAAACUUUGGGAAGACCUUCCUCGCCGCUUGUUAACGAUUGGAGUCGGUGUUCCGGCGCUGUGGACAUGUUGGUCGUACUCCACCUUCACACGAUGCUUGUUUUUCCAAUUCAUUCAUGUACUAAUGUGCAUCGAAUGGGCAAUGUCCCUGAGUCGCAUGAAGACAAGAUGGACUAUCUUGUUCACCGCUACUUCCUUGAGUCUGGCCAAUAUUGAAUCAGAUGCUCUGUUCUUGACCUGUCUCGUUCCACUUGUCGCGGUCUUGACACUUUUUCUUCUUCCACAGCAAACACAACAACAAUAUGAAUGUCAUUCACAGUCAGAGACUGUGAAAAACUCUAGCACCGAAAGGAUUGCAAAUAAUUGUCUUGCGAAGAAGAAUGAUGAUGCUGGCUCCGAGCGUCGAAAGGAUGUUUCGAUCACACAAUCCAGUACAUUUGGAUCGUCCAAAGGUCCAGAUGAAAGCGCAGGGCUACUUCAAAUCAGUAUCCUCUUGGGAGUACUGCUCUUGACCGUUCCCAAUCGGACGUGGCUGCAACUUUCUCAAUUAGACUUUACGUACACGGUCAAUGUAUUGUUUUCCGUUUGGAACGGCGAUACCGGCGCCUUGAUUGCCGGACGCCUCUCUCGAAUGCUGCGAAUACAACAUCAUAGUGUCGACCGGACUAGAGACUCGGAUGUCGCCCUCCCAUCCAUAUCAGCUCAACCUGAAUGGCUACGCAAAAUUUCACCCAAGAAGUCGAUGACGGGAUUGUAUGGUGGAGUGCUUACGACUUUGCUCACAUACGUGUACGUGAUGCCCUUUUUUUGGAGCAGAAUUGGAAACCGGCUGCAGUCAACGUUAGCCAGCGAAUCAUCACCAGCUAUUUUUUACCCACACGAGGCGCCACGCCUUGAGCGGUACACUGUCGGAGCGUUGCUAGGUGUGGCCGCGAUUUUGGGUGAUUUGUGUGAAUCAUGCUGCAAACGAUACUUUGGUGUCAAGGAUACGUCCAAGCUCUUGCCGGGGCACGGCGGCAUUCUCGAUCGUUUUGAUUCCAGCUUGCUGGCCGUACUCUUUUACCAUUAUUAUGUUGUCACAUACUCACUAUAG
Messenger RNA from Phaeodactylum tricornutum CCAP 1055/1, 1180 nucleotides. It is a transcript of the gene CDS1, whose product is annotated as phosphatidate cytidylyltransferase. The coding region runs from base 47 to 1180 and encodes 377 amino acids. Lineage: Eukaryota; Bacillariophyta; Bacillariophyceae; Surirellales; Neidiaceae. Gene Ontology annotation, cellular component: plasma membrane. Gene Ontology annotation, biological process: CDP-diacylglycerol biosynthetic process. Gene Ontology annotation, molecular function: phosphatidate cytidylyltransferase activity. The record is from RefSeq and is a predicted model, not a curated record. The transcript has a single exon.